UUUUGUUUAUAUUUAUUUAAUUUCAGAUCAUUUGCAGUUCCUCAAAGUGCAAGACGCGUUAUUUACUUUAAGUUUCAGAUAUAAAAAUAACAAAAAAAAAAAAAAAAAAAAAAACAAACAAAAUUUACGAAAUUUUGAAAAACGCGUCAAGUUGUAUGUUAUAAAGUAAUAUUUGCAAUUAUUGCAAUUGUUGGUAUUGAUAAAGGGAUUUUUGUAGAAAAAAAUCUGAAAUGCAACAUUUAUUGAGUUUAAUAUCAGUAAAUAAACAACAAGAACAUUCGUCAUCGUAUUACAAGAAAGGAAAAUUUAAUAUAUGUGAAAAUUCAUUAAGGAAAGUGUAUUUUGAUAAACUGAUUGAAAAGUUUGAUGAAGUGAAAAUUUAUAAAAAAUUGAAAAACGACUUAUGGACUGAUUACACAUAGUAAAGAUAUAUAAAAUAAAAGACCGUUUGUGUACAUCUGUAGCAUAAAAUCAAAUACAAAACUUUAGCAUAAAUUAACUAUGUUUGUUCCACCGUUAACGAUACCGAUAAUAUCAGCCGCUAUGAACGAAAGCGGUGCUUACGCGUCAAGUAAUGGUGACAUAUAUCGUCAAUCUUCGAGGCAAUUGACGUAUCAAGAAGCCAGAUUUGGUGCGUAUUUAGCAGCAAGCUCCUAUGUUCUAUUACAAACGCCAAACUAUUCGCAUUGCAAUUAUCAGAAUCAUCAUCAGCAUCGUCAGCAUAAGCCGCAAAUGAUUUUUUACAAUUCGAGUUAUCUUAAUCAAAUGAUGAUAAAUAAUCGUUCAACGCUGACGUCCGGUGGCGGCAAGUCUUCCCUAUCAGAACACUUGCAUGGCUUACAACAGAAAAUAUCGCGUUCGCAGAAACAACAACAACAACAACAACAACAACAAGAAAAGCAGCAAAAACAACAGCAACGACAACGAAAAUCUCAACUAGAAUUCGAUAAGAUUUUAAAAAAUCCGAACGAAACAAAUUCAUUAACGAAAUUCGUUAAAAAUGAAAAGCUUUCAAAUUCAAAUUUAUCACAAACUAUAACAAAUAGAAAGGAAGAGCCGGAUACAAUUGAGAGAAGGCCGAAUUGCCAAAAUGGUACUAUGCAACGUAAUAGCAGCAAAGCAAGUCAUCCUAUUACAACAAAACAACAUCAUAAAGAAAAUCACAAUAAUAACCUUAACAAUAAUCAGAAUAAUAAUAAUAAUCAGCAUCAACAUAAUUAUCAUCAACAGCAACAGCAGCGACAGCAGCAACCCCAACCAUUAACAGAACAAAAACAGCAACAAUUCCAAUCACUACCAAAGCAAGAACAACAACAACAGCAACAAUCGCCGCAAAUGCCGUUACCACAAACGCAUACACAACAACAACAACAACAACAACGAUUACAGCAGCCGCAAGUCCAAAAGAAUAAUUCUUCGGAUUCCGGCAUAUCAACAGCAGCGGCUCCAAUCAGUAACGGCCAAAAUGCAAAUAGUGUCAGUAAUAUUAAACGUAAAUCACGUAACUCGAGCAAACGUCAAGACAAUAACCCUAAAAGUAGUGGCAACAAUCGUAAUAAUAACAAUAAUAAUAAUAAUAAUAUUAAUCAUAAUCACAACAUUAACAAUAAUAUUAAUGCCGCCAUAACAGCAACAGGAGCAACAGUAACAGUCGCUCCAAUAGCAGCGACCACAUCAGGAAUCAAUGCAAACCAUAAUCAUCAAAGACAUAACACCACAGCAUUUGUAGUUAACGAUUGGCUACAAGAAGAAGUCGUUUAUUGUUACGGAUCCCGCUUAAUAGCUUCUAACGUCGAAGAAAAUAUCAUGCCCUCCUCCCAUCAUUACAAAAAUCGUAACAAUACGCCUACCGACUCUACUAGCUGUGUUUACCUCAAUUCCAGUUCAUCUAAUGAGGAUUUAAGUACUACUUACUCGGGAUGCAGUAAGAAUAGUAAAAAAUCUAGAAAAGCACGCAAAAAACGGCAACAAAAACGUAAAAAGCAGCAACAGCAACAACGGCAGCAUCAACAAAAUGAAAAUCAACACCAACAACAGCAACAACACCCUCCACAGCCUCAAUCACGGCAACAAAAUGUAAAUGUUUCGUCUGCCGAUGUAGAGGGAGAGAGUAAAGAAGGUCUAAAACCUAUUAAACAGUUUAAGACUAAUUGUUUAGUAACAACGACAACAACAACAGGAACAAAUUUGAGAAAACAAUGCACAAAGACCGCAGCUUUAAAGGCCGUUUUUAACGGCGCCAAGAGCAUUUUAAAUCAAAAGGAAACCCUCGUAAACGCUACCAAUCUGGCUCCAUCUACAUCUCAAAGUUCGGUAUGCAGCACAUUAUCGGCUGCUUCUUCCACAUCUUCAAUACCAUCUUCAGUUUCAUCUUCGGUAGUCAGUACACCACAACAUUCUGUCCAUAGUUCACCUACAGCUUCACCUACCGUCACUAAACGUAAUACAGAGAAUUUGAAAAAAGUAGCUCGCGCCUUAACACAGCAUACCUUGGCGCCGUCAAAACAAUUUCUUAAACUCAAUAUGAACGAGCAAGAAUUGAUACACGAAUUGCGUCGUUACAUUAUUGAUCCUUCGCUAUUGCGUGUUUACGGUUUCCCCGUCGAAAGUGUUCAUCACGAGGGUUGUAUAGAAAUAUACAAGUGCUUGCCAAAACAUAUGGCUGAAGAAGCCGUAACCAAAGACAAUCAACGACAUCACCGUCAUUUUUAUGGCCGUAAAAAGCCAAAUGUUAUUAAUGCCCAUGACGGUUUAGUUCAUACUAACACCCAACAGUGGAGUCUGAGCGCACCUGCCGAUUCGGGACGUGGUUCGGGCGAUUCGAGUCCGCGUUCCUCCGAUUCCGAGUCAAGCGAAAUAGCCGAAGAUGAUACAAUGGAACCAAUAAUGGCAUUUUAUACCCCCGAUGGAGUAUUUCAAAUUUUCUCCGAGUAUGUAAAUACCGUGGAAAAGCAAUGUGUACGUUGCCAAAAAAUGUUUCAAGUAACGGACAAGGGCGUGUACCUAACACAAGAUACAUGUACUUAUCAUUGGGGCAAACCGAGCCAUGUAUAUAACGGCAUAUCUUAUUUAAGUAUCUAUUCAUGCUGCCAGGGGGAAGAGAGUACCGAAGGUUGCUCUCAGCAUCCAUUACACGUGUGGAACGGAACUGUUGUGGGCAUUAACGGACCAUAUGAUAAUUAUUUACACACUAAACCUAAAGUUAAAAAUAGCAAUCAAUCGGCAAAAGUAUUCGCAAUGGAUUGCGAAAUGUCGUAUACCGGCUUAGGUUUAGAAGUAACUAAAGUUACCGUUGUCGGUUAUGAUGGGACACUUGUUUAUGAGCAUUUUGUGCAACCGCAAGCAGAAAUAGUUGAUUAUAACACUCGAUUUUCGGGCAUUACCGCAAAAGAUCUCAACCCUCAUUCAAAUAACGAAGUGAAAAGUUUUGCACAAGUUCAACAGGAUUUACUUGACUUAAUUGAUGCCGACACCAUAUUAAUAGGACAUGGUUUGGAUAAUGAUUUACGCGUGUUACGGAUAGUGCAUAAAACUAUUGUUGAUACAUCGCUGGUAUAUGGUCACUCGACCGGUUAUCCAUAUCGUAGAUCUCUAAAAAAUUUAACAAAAUCAUUUCUGAAACGAGACAUACAAUGUAGUGCCGAAGGUCAUAGUAGCUAUGAAGAUUCAAGAGCCUGCCUCGAAUUAAUGCUGUGGAAAGUGCGUAAAGAUCUCAGAAACUGGUCCAUUUUUCAAUGAGAUAAAUUUCACCAUCGCCAUCAUCAACAUCAUUAGCAACAUCAUCGACGGUUUUCGUCGACCUUGUGAAUAUACCCGCGUUUCUAUAUUUCAUGUUGUAUAUAUACUUUAACGUAAUAAUAUUUUUGUAACAAUUUUUGUAUGAAUGGAUCCAGUCUUUUUUUUUUUUUUG
This is a messenger RNA of Glossina fuscipes, 3910 nucleotides long. RefSeq names its product putative mediator of RNA polymerase II transcription subunit 26 (gene prage). Gene Ontology annotation, molecular function: exonuclease activity; nucleic acid binding. The transcript has 4 exons. Bases 502 to 3738 code for a protein of 1078 amino acids. NCBI's taxonomy places the organism in Eukaryota, Metazoa, Arthropoda, Insecta, Diptera, Glossinidae. Gene Ontology annotation, cellular component: nucleus. The record is from RefSeq and is a predicted model, not a curated record.